Messenger RNA from Topomyia yanbarensis, 529 nucleotides. RefSeq names its product UPF0729 protein AAEL015238. The record is from RefSeq and is a predicted model, not a curated record. The transcript is spliced from 2 exons. Lineage: Eukaryota; Metazoa; Arthropoda; Insecta; Diptera; Culicidae. The coding region runs from base 129 to 401 and encodes 90 amino acids.
CAUUUUUCUGUGCUUUUGAUGUUCACUCUACCAUAAACAUUCUCGACAGCAGCUGUCAGUCAGCUGAUAUUGCAGUGUUUUAAAAUACUAUCAAUUCUCAGACAAAUUAACAAAUACACAAUUGGAAAAUGGUUUGCGUUCCGUGUUUCAUUAUUCCGGUACUACUGUUCCUGUGGCAUCGAUUUAUUCAACCCAUCGUGUUACGUUAUUGGAAUCCAUGGGAGAAGAAAGAUAAGGACGGAAAUGUGAUUAAAGCUGGCCCGGAGUUUCCAUUCCAGUGUAAAGGUGGUGUCUGUCCGUUCCCAGUCAAAGACAAAAGCAAACAGGAAGUGGUUAAUGGUGCCAAUGAAUCUAGCCUUGUUACGUCUACAGUCGAGGGAGAUACUAAAAAAAGCCAGUAGGGGAUUUUGGUCAUCAUCCGAUGAUUUUAAUGUGUAAUUGGUAUUUAUGGUUAAAAGGAACGAUAGCUUGUCAAUAGAAUGAAAUUUAUCUGUAUAAUAAAUAUAAGGACAUGAUUGUAUAAAAGCAA